UUGUCCUUGUCUUACAAAAAAAUAAAGCAUGAUGCCUUAAAUUAAAUAUUAAAGCCACAAGAAAGGCAUGGACCAUAGUUUAAUGAUCAUUCCUAUUAGAUAUUAGUGGUGCAAUAUUUUUUUUAUAAAUGGUGUCUCACGAUUAGUUAGUAAUAUGUUUUAAAAAUUAUUUUUUUAUGAGAUCCGAUAUUUAAUUAUACUAAUUAUACUGUGACACCGAGAAGAAUAUUAAACACCAAUAGUAUCUUUUAUCAAUUCUCUAAUUUAAUAUAUCUAGCUAGAUAAGGCCAUAACACAACACACAACAAUCCAAUUAAAACUUCAUAUUAUUAAAUAAUGUAAUUACUGUUCUUUUGCCAAUAAAACGCCCCAAAAUUCAGCUAACUUGAUCAACAUACACAAUAUAAAUUGCUUUCUUUAACAUAUAAUACUAGUAAAAAUGCCUACAAUCCAACAUUCCACAUCUUCUAAAUCAAACUCAUCAUCUUCAAAAUUUGAUGAGCAAAGAUGGGUAACCCAAAUUAGUAGAACACUCCAAGAAGAGCUUGAAGAUGAUGCUGAUAUUGCUGUGUCUGUUUUCAAUGUCCCCAAAAUUUUAAUGGCAAGUGACCCAGAAUCCUACACACCACAAGAAGUAGCUAUUGGCCCAUACCAUUAUUGGAGAACAGAGCUUUAUGAAAUGGAAAGGUACAAACUUUCCUCAGCAAAAAGAGCCCAAAAAAAUCUCCAAUGUGGUCGAAAAUUUCAAGAUCUUGUUCAACACUUGAUCAAUCAAGAACACAAGAUUAGAGCUUGUUACCACAAGUACUUGGAUUUUAGUGGUGAAACUCUGGCUUGGAUGAUGGCCAUUGAUGCCUCUUUUUUACUUGAGUUUCUUCAAGUUUAUGCUAUCAAAGAAGGAUUUAAUAAGGGAUUCUCUUCUUCAUCGAGAAUGUCACAUUUGGUUGACUUUACAGGGAGAAAGUCAGCGCACAAUGCUAUACUAAGAGACAUAAUUAUGUUAGAAAAUCAAAUCCCAUUAUUCCUUUUGAGAAAGAUUUUGGAGUUUCAAUUCGAAUCUUGUGAUGAAAUGUUGUUAGCCAUGUUGGUGGGAUUUUCAAAAGAGGUUUCACCUUUCAAAAUGAUGGAACAAGAAGCGAUCAUUAAAGUCUCCGAAUGUGCUCACUUGUUGGAUUUCUUAUACGACAUAAUCACACCACAACAAAUUGAAAACCAAGAUGAAGUUAUUGAAAUUAGUGACCAUGAUGAUGAGAAUCAAGACCAACAAAAACAGAGCUUUUUUGGUAAUUCAAACUCUGUUAAAAAACUAAUCUUUCUAUUUUGGAAGAUGGUUUCAAAGCUAAACAGAAGUUCAAUACGUUUUCUCAAAAGGGUAUUUUUUUCAAGACCAGUUAAAGUAAUUUUGAAGCUCCCAUGGACAAUCCUAUCCAAUCUUCCUGGAUUCAGACUCUUAAAAGCUCCAAUUGAGUACUUGUUUUUCAAUGAAGAAGACAAAGAAGAAGAAGAAGCCAAACCAGAAGCAGAGAAUUCUUCAAGUAUUUCCAAGCCACCAUUAAUGGAAGAAAUCUCUAUUCCAUCAGUGACUGAAUUAUUCAAAUCCGGUUUUCGUUUCAUCCCAACAAACGGUAACAUCUCAACCGUUAGUUUUGACGUCAAUACAGUUACACUUUACCUCCCUGCCGUUAGUUUAGACGUUAAUGCAGAGACCAUAAUGAGAAAUUUAGUGGCUUACGAAGCAUCAAACGCAUCAGGGCCGUUGAUUUUUACACGUUACACUGAAUUAAUGAAUGGGAUUAUUGAUACUGAAGAAGAUGUUAAGUUACUUAGAGAAAGAGGUAUAAUUAUGAAUCGUUUGAAGAGUGAUGAAGAAGUGGCUAAGUUAUGGAAUGGGAUGAGUAAAUCUAUUAGAUUGACGAGAGUGCCCUUUUUGGAUAAGGUUAUUGAAGAUGUGAAUAAGUAUCAUAAUGGAAGAUGGAAGGUUAAAUUUGGAAAAUUUAUGAAGUUUUAUGUGUUUGGUUCUUGGCAGUUUCUUACUUUGUUGGCUGCCGUUUUGAUGUUGAUGUUCAUGGCUUUGCAAGCGUUUUGUUCUGUUUACACUUGUGCUCGUGUUCUUAAUAUCGACACUACUACUACCACUCGUAAUUAAUUAAGCUCAAAUUACUGUUAAAUUUGUGUUUUGUGUUAAAUUAUAUGAACAAAAUUAUAAGUUCAUUUUAUUGUCCAUUUUAUUAUUUUGGUUGGUUGUGUAAUCUUGAUGAAUAUCAACCUCUGUGUGUGUGUGUUAUUAUUGAUUCGUUUUGAGAUGUAUGGGUGUGAUGAUAUAUUUGAUACUUGAUUGUUGCUAUUAGAGUUUGCAUUAAAAGUAAAUUAUUUGAGAUCAGACUAAAUGAAUUCGGUAUCAAUAAUUUAAUUAAUUUAGAUCAUUUAUAAUAUUCUAUUCGAUCACGAUUUUAAAAUUCUAGCACGUAGUUCAAAUAAAAUCAAACCAAAUUAAACGGCUUAAUUUUUUUUUUUCUUUAUAUAAACUUAAUCAAUUUUUUUUUAUUAAAAAUUGAUAUCUAACAAUAAUUUUAGGCAUAAUAUUAAUAGUAAUUUAAUAUUGUUUUAAAAAUAUCUAUUUUUAUUAUUAUUUAUGUAUUAUAAGCUUUAACAAGUACAAAAGCUAGUUAAAAAAAUUAGAACAUUUACGAAUUAUUAACCAUGAUUUCAACAUUAAUUGAAUUGGUUUGGUUUGAGUAUGGUAUCCGAACCAAAAUAAUUAGAGAAUACAACCUUUCUAUUUUUAAUUUAUUUAAA
This is a messenger RNA of Cannabis sativa, 2796 nucleotides long. Its product is annotated as putative UPF0481 protein At3g02645. The record is from RefSeq and is a predicted model, not a curated record. NCBI's taxonomy places the organism in Eukaryota, Viridiplantae, Streptophyta, Magnoliopsida, Rosales, Cannabaceae. The transcript has a single exon. The coding region runs from base 440 to 2146 and encodes 568 amino acids.